CUCUAUUGUUUCCCAACUUGUCAUCUUUUUUUUUUAAGAGAGAUAUAAAAAAAGGCGACUCGUAAAACAACUUACUUUUUUGUUCUUUUUUAAUAAUGUAUGGAAAGCGAUCAUUUGGAGAUGCUUUUACUUUGGAAAUCAGCCAACGAGUUAUUUCUAUUAUAGCAAAAGAAGCUGGCUUCGAUGCAAUUCAACCUGCAGCAUUAGAAUCAUUGACCGAUUUACUCGGUUCUUAUCUUGAACGACUCUUAAUAAAAGCUCAUUUAUGCGCUGAACUUGGUAACCGUGCAAGACCCAACAUUCAUGACAUUACGAAAUCACUACUUUCUGCUAAUGUCGACAUAUCAGCAUUUGAACAAUACUUAUCCGAUACAGUUCAUAAGACAAAUAUAAUCAACUUGGCUUCAAAGAGUAAAAAAUAUCUAAAGACGACAAGAUCAAACGAGUCAACGGUAGAGAACACGCCUGAAUUCUUGCCUUCUGAUAAUGAAGACUCUGAUGAAGAAGUAGAGCGAGAUAGUACACGACCUGGCUAUGUCGCAUCUCAUUUCCCUACAUUUCCAAGCAAGCAUUCCUUUAGACAAACACCUAUUUAUAUUAAAAGACCUGAUGAUCCGCAAAAGGUGCGAGAGCUCAAUUCACAGCAGUCAAGAACAGUAGAGGAAAAUUUGAAGAAACUGAUGGCUACAGAAAAUCAGAUAUUGAAGGAAACAACAGGAAUACAAGUAGUUGAAGAUGAAUACAUGAUGCCUAUUGUUAAUUAUGAAGGAUUUCUGCAAAGAAGAAAAAAGUCAAAGCAAAAAGGAACCACGCUUAACGUCGAGGGAUCGAACCAACCAAAAGACAAUUCAAACAUGCAAACAGCAGAGCAACAGCAAGAAGAAGGAGAAGAAGAAGAAGGAAACAUGAUAACAGACGAUAGCAAUCAGCAACAAGUAGAAUGA
Rhizopus microsporus ATCC 52813 is the source of this 944-nucleotide messenger RNA. RefSeq lists its product as uncharacterized. The coding region runs from base 96 to 944 and encodes 282 amino acids. Gene Ontology annotation, biological process: transcription initiation at RNA polymerase II promoter. Lineage: Eukaryota; Fungi; Mucoromycota; Mucoromycetes; Mucorales; Rhizopodaceae. The record is from RefSeq and is a predicted model, not a curated record. Gene Ontology annotation, molecular function: protein heterodimerization activity. Gene Ontology annotation, cellular component: transcription factor TFIID complex. The transcript is spliced from 5 exons.